UUUGUGAUGGUACAAAACUCAAUGCUGUAGAACCAAAUAUAUGCUGUAAACUAAAAUACAUAGUUUUUGUUUUAUCACCGCCUUGAAAAAUGAGCGUGCAAAACGUUUAAACUUUUGUUUCUGUUCACCUCAAUUGAUACUUUUCUCACAAAUUUCUAAAAUUGAAUUACCAAACAGAAAUAUUCCAGUGCCCUAGUCUCUUUUUUGUCAGCCAUUUCGUUUCCCCCAGAUUUAUUGGCCAAUGGAUACCAAAGCAAGGCCAAUAACAUCUUCCAAAGAAGCAGGAACAUCUUCGGAUCCAGCUGGAACAUUUUUUGAACCGGCAGCAAUAUCUUCUGAACCGGCAGAAACAUCUUCUGAACCGGCAGCAACAUCUUCUGAUCCGGCAGCCACAUCUUCUGAUCCGGCAGCAACAUCUUCUGAUUCGGCAGCAACAUCUUUUGAACCGGCAGCAACAUCUUCUGAGCCGGCAGCAACAUCUUAUGAUCCGGCAGCAACAUCUUCUGAUCCCGCAGCAAUACCUUCUGAAUCGGCAGCAACAUCUUUUGAACCGGCAGCAACAUCUUCUGAAGCGGCAGCAACAUCUUCUGAACCGGCAGCAACAUCUUCUGAUCUGGCAGCAACGUCUUCUGAUCCGGCAGCAACAUCUUCUGAUCCGGCAGCAACAUCUUCUGAACCGGCAGCAACAUCUUCUGAACAGGCAGCAACAUCUUCUGAUCUGGCAGCAACAUCUGAUCCGGCAGCAACAUCUUCUGAUCCAGCAGCAACAUCUUCUGAUCCCGCAGCAAUACCUUCUGAAUCGGCAGCAACAUCUUUUGAAGCGGCAGCAACAUCUUCUGAACCGGCAGCAACAUCUUCUGAUCCGGCAGCAACAUCUUUUGAACCGGCAGCAACAUCUUCUGAACCGGCAGCGUCAUCUUCUGAACCAGCAGCAACAUCUUUUGAACCGGCAGCAACAUCUUCUGAUCCGGCAGCAACAUAUUCUGAUCCGGCAGCAACAUAUUCUGAUCCGGCAGCAACAUCUUCUGAUCCGGCAGCAAUAUCUUCUGAACCGGCAGACACUACUUCUGAACUGGCAGGAACAUGUACACAAGCAGGAACAUCCGCCGAUGACAAUCGUGGCAACACGACAGAGACCCAUCUGAUGUUAACGGGUGAGCAGAAAGAGUACGUCGAAAGAGGUAAGUCAAGACGCAAAAAAUAUUGCCAGUUUUCCCGUUAUCCCAUUGAGUCAAUUAUGCUCCCUCCGGUUCCAAACCAAACACGAAUUGACGUCUAUCCUGAUGAAAUAGAAAAGGAGGCAGUUGAAAACUCAAAGCCUAGUGGACCAAAAGCACAAGGUAAAGGGAAAAUGUCGAAUCAAAAAGUGAAAGAGCGAUCUCCCGAUCCUAAAAUACCAACGAAAAUUAGGGAUGAAAUUAUACAGCGGGAGCAGUACGAAGGCGAAGUGAUAAUUUACCGAGCACUUGAAGAGCUAGAGGAAAAAGUGAUCUGUCUACACUCUUUCGCAUAUAAAGCCCAUCAGUUCAAUGUUUGGAGUUUAAACGAUGAAAGAGAAAACGAGAAAGAACACGACUUCAUUAUCCUCGGAGAGACCUUCAUAGCAGUGAUUGAAGUUAAAACUCCUACAAAUGAAGACAACUUAGGUGAUAAUUUGAAGAAAGCCGUAAAACAAUCUCAAGUCGCAAAAAAACUAAUUGAAAAUGUGGCUACUACAAUUAACCCAAAUUUCACUCCUAACGUUUUUCGCUUCGUUGCAUUCCCAAACCACAAAACUGACGCUUUUAUUCGAAAAGUUGGAACAGUCGCUUAUAGUAUGAAAACUGAAAUUACGAAAGAAUACUUCAUUGAACAAGGAUCGAACCAUUUUGCUUUGAUAAACGUGUCAGAUGAGGAUGAAAAGUUGGAUGAAGUCCAAGAAGCAAAGCAAGCACAUUUGAAAUCCGAUCACGUUACGCUAAUAUGCGGAGAUAACUUGGAUUUCACAAAAUGGUGGCAAACAAAAACUGCAUGUCCCGAAUUAACUGAGACAAGCUGGAUACUGCAACAAUUCAAAAGGCGAUCUUUAUUGUUCAAUAUUCAACAAUAUUUACCAAGAAGGUUACAACAAAAAAUUAAAAAAGCAAUGUUAAUGCCCACCACAACAGAAAUAGAGAUGCUCCACGAAAUUUUGAUAGCCAUUUGGGACAUGGGACCAUUAGAGCGAAAACUUCCAGGAGGAGCUAAAUUUGAACUGGGCAGUUGGAUAGCUAAAAUUGACAAGCAACUGAAAGAGGGUCGAAUCACAUUUGAGAGAACCAACCCAAAACAGAAAGAAGACAUGAGCAAUAAGGACAUAAUAGAGACGAAAAACGAACCUGCUUUCAUUUUUGAGUUUCCGAAACCAGAUGAUCCUGAGUUCAAAAUCAACAUAUUUUAUGAUAUAUGGCAUUUGGAUUACUUGCACCGCGAUCAAUUGGAAGCCUUUCAAGAUAACGGCAUCAACCAAACAUUUUUUCCACUGAAGGGGGCUGCUGGAACGGGAAAAACGAUUGUUCUUUUGGCGAAACUGUUUAGAUUCAUUCUAGAAGACAAAGACAAAAAAAAUGAAGCUUUUUAUGUCCAUAAGACUUUGAGAAGAGAUCGUUCGGAUAUCUACGCUACACCAGUCGAAAUAGCUAUGAUCAAAUUUCAAAAAUUAACUGGCAUUAACGUCUACGUUUCUAUGCCCCAUUUCAAAAGGGGCUCGAAAUCUCGAUUUCUAAAUUUGCACGAUUUCAAAAGGGCCUCAGAAGGGGCUCGAAUAUUUAUGAUGUUUAAUCACUCCGAGAACUACAAGGCAGAGAAAAAACAUACACAUCCUAACACAAUGUAUUAGAUUGAUAGCUUAAAUAAUGGACUUAUGCCCAUAUUUUUUUCAUCGAGUAUUUUUCUUCAAAAAUCGAUUGUUCGGUCUUGGGUACGCGGGCUUUUUUUUGCUAUGGCCACUCCAAUCUCGCGGUAAAAAUAUGAGCAGAAAACUAUUUCUUCAACAAUUUAAGUUUGGUUCUUUUUGUGGUAUAUUUUCACUGGAACUCACAACCACUCAAAAUUUAGAAAAACCAACUCAAAGCAAGCUUCAGAGAGCAGUUUUUGUUAAGCAAGUCUGAUUCAAAUUAGCGCGAAAAAAAAACCGGAAAAACGGUCGAAUGGUACCACAUACCCUUGUGACUACGUGUAAAAUGGUGUUCGGUACUCGAAUCAGGAACCUACUGUAAGCCACUCUACCACACUACUUUUUGCAAGUUGCUUGGAUGCUUUCUGACAGCUUGGACUUAGAAGAGUCAUUGACUGCAACUAAAUAAAAAACAGCCGGAGAGAAACCGAUGACCUUCUCUUAACUAUGCAGCUAAAUUUGAGGAAAAAAACUAACAUAGUCAAAGAAGACCUGCGCUAAGGAUGUGCGAAAAUUAACGUAAGCUUGCGUAGCAAUGAAGAAUUAAAAAAAACUGGCCAUGCACAUUUGCGUUAAUGACAUUUGGUGCCAAGGAAACCAGCGCGAAGACCAGUGGAUGGUGGUUGAUAGCUAGUGCUUGCUAGACAAGAUAGAGGAUGCUUGAGGAUCUAGACAAGGUAGUAAAGAAACAUAUUUGACAACUGGAUUACUCACAGAUUCUCUGACUGUAACUCGUGAUGCCUGUAUGUAGGCUUCUGAUACAGUUUAUACGCGCCCAAUUCUGUAUGAAGGCCUUCGAUCCUGUAAAUAAACCGUCAAUCCGAUAACAGUGUAAUGGAAACCUGGAAAUUAUCACAAAAAUUCCCACUGUUUCGCACUCACUUGCUUCUUGCUUAGACCUCAGUCCGAUGGCACUGACUCAAAACCUGAUUUAGGCCUAAAACCGAUCGUACUGACUCGACAUCUGAAUAGACCUCAGUCUGUUUGCAUCCACUUGAGACCUGAUUAGGUCUCAAACUCUCUUAUCUGCAAACUGGGAUACAUUUUUGCACGCUUCCAAUCCCGUAUGUAAGCCUCCAAUCUUGUAUUAAGGCCUCUGAUUAUGUAUUUAGGCGGCCAAUCAAAUCCCACUGUGAUUGAAGCUUACUUUUGUCAGAUACAUUCCUACUGAAUCGCUCUCACUCGACACUUAAAUACAACGCCACCCAAUUGUAAUCAUUCGGCACCCAAGUAGGCCUCAAUCCGACCGCACUCACUCGAUAUGAUUUUGAGGGUGACCCAGUUAGUUUAUUAGAAAUACUAAUCAUUUUCCAUUUUUCAAAAGUUUAUUACGACAAUACAUUUUUCGGGCACGCUCGAUGUAUAAGCAUAGCUUUAUAAGUUCGUUUCGCUUUUACCGUCGAGUGCUGUGAGAUAGCAUAGAAAAUUUUAUUUGUUUUUUUUUCGCGUUCAAUUAACUUUUUCCUCUUAUGGUUAGGGGUAGUGUUGAUUUUGUCACCGAGUCUAAUAUGAAUUCAGAUUGUUCCUAUAGUGAACUUCCUUCAACUUUGUGAUGUAGAGUUCUUCCAUCAAUUUCUAUAAUGAAUUCGCGAGUGUAGCUGUCUUCAUUCAUUUGUUGUUUUUGCAGUUUUUUCCCAAAACUCGUGGGUAUAAAAAGUUCAUUGGUAACCAUAUCCAUAUUGUGAUUGAUGAAAGAAUGUUUGCAUAUUCCCCAGUUGCAGCAAAUCGGAAAUAAUUAAGCAAUAUGUUCAUAUAGGCAUUCACAUAGGCUCCUAAAGACUGUUGGAAAACGACUUUGGUACUAUCUGAUGUGUAAAAGCUUUCUCUGCUACUUUUUCAAGAUACUACUUGAUUGACGUUUGUUUUUUGUUCUUUUGUAUUGCUUAACAGUGGUAAUAGGUAAACUUUAGGGAGACUCAUACUAAAAGAAAAUAACCUACAGACAAAAACAAAUGCUUUCCUGAUGUGUCGUUGUGGGUUGCUAAAAGUUACUAUUUUUUUUGAGAUUUUCAAAUAAUACCAAUAUAUUUCGAAAUUAUAUGAUUUACGAGAAUAAUUCUGAAAUGUCUAUCCACUUUUUUGGAAACAAUGAAUGAUUUUAGAACGAUUCAGUUUUAACUGUCCGCUGAUGUUCGUUUUUCUUGUUCGCAUAAGUUUUUCAUAAAUUUUUUUAAUGGUUUUUGUUUGAAUAUAAUCAUUAUCUUACUUGAUUGCGUUGUCAUCUAUACAGAAGUUUUCGACUAAGUAGUUUCUGUGGGCUAAAUGAACGCUAGUAUCGGAAUCUUUUUGAACUUCUUUCUUUGUCCUUAAGAAUUUGAAAAGAGCGAUUUCGGAUGACUAAGAUACACCAGUCGAAAGUGCUAUGCUCGAAAUUCAAACUUAACUGGCAUUAACUUCUGCGUUUCAAUGCACGAGUUCAUAAGUGGGUCGAACACUCGAAUAGUUAUGAUGAUAUAUGACUACAGGGUAGAGAAAAAACAUACACAUCGUAACACAACGUAAUUGAUUGAUAGCUUAGAUAAUGGACUUAGGCCCAUUUUUUUUCAUUGAGUAGUUUUCUUCAAAAAUUGAUUGUUCGGUCUCGGGUGCGCUGGCUUGUUUUGCUAUGGCCACUCCAAUCUCGCAGUGAACAAGCUAAAUUUCUUCAACAAGCUAAAUUUGUUCAUUUUUGUGGUUUAUUCUCACUGGAACUCACAAUCACUCAAAAUUUAGAAAAACCAACUCAAAGCAAGCUUCAAAGAGCAGUUAGACUUAAGCACGUCUGAUUCAAAUUAGCGCGAAAAAAAAACGGAAAAACGGUCGAAUGGUACCACAUAUCCUUGUCACUACGUGUUUCAUGGGGCUGGGUACUCGAAUCAGGAACCUACUGUUCUCCACUCUACCACACUACUUCUUGUAAAUUGCUUGGACGCUUUCCGACAGCUUGGGCUUAAAAGAGUCAAAGACUGCAACUAGUCAGGAAACCGAUGACAUUCUCUGAGCUACGCAGCUGAGUAUGAGGAAAAAUAUCUAACAUAGUCAAUUGAGCCUGAAGGAUAGUAUGAGUCUGGUCAUAUUCCUAUUGCAGGGUAGCAAUUGCAUUGCUGUUGAAUACAAUAUUCUCAGAAACAUAUUUUUCUGAGCUCCAUCGGAAAUUGGUGUCUCUACCCUAUCUUAUACGACGAACCAACACCGGGGUUAGAAAACUAGUGGUUAGCGGCAUUUUAAAGCUGAUGAUCUGCUUGGUGAGCUUAACAUACGGAACUGACACUGGCUUGCGGCACAAUUUCGCUCAGUGCAGGUUUAAGAGGGUUGGUGAAAAAAAGCAUGUCUAUUGGCAUUCUGUAGGUCUGAUUGCAAAGUCAUAUCGAAUGCUGAAUCAGUAAAUUAUUUUCCUAUAGGCACAUUUAUAGCAGCCGGUAGUUAGGAAGAUAUUGAUUCAGCACCCGGUAGUUAGGAAAUUACAAGGUUACCAAAUGAUAGAUUGCCGGAUAACUCCAGAAGACCUGUGCUAAGGAUGUGCGACAAUUACCGUAAACUUGCGAAACAAUGAAGAACGAAAAAUUUGGCCCUGCACAUUUGCGUUAAUCACAUUUGGUGCCAAAGAAACCAGCGCGAAGACCAGUGAAUGGUGGUUGAUAGCUGGCACUUGCAUGAGGAUCCAGACAAGAUAGUACAGAAACAUAUGGAUCAGCAGCCUGCAGGGACAAUUUUGAUCGCUGUUCAAGAUGUGGAGAGACUGAAUGACAACCUUUAUCCAAACCAGGAUCACUAAAAGUUCCUUGUCUACCAGAAAAGACAUGACUGAGGCUUCCAUAAACUCAGGAAUUGAAGCGAAACUCAUUGUGCAAAAACAUUGUUUAACAUUAACUUAAUUUUUCGGCUGGUCAAAUUUUUUUUUUUAAAAGAAGUCUCAAGAGAAGCCAGACCAGAACCUAAGAAGAAGUAGUUCAAUCCUCACUACUCUUCUUUUCAAUUUCAACAACUAUCAAACUAACAAAGAAAACAACCUGUUAACCCAAGAACACUGGCCUGAGCAUAGUUUGUAUGGUCAACUAUGAUAAAAAGUUCCUUCUUACAGGUGGGGAGGCGCCAAGCUUAGAGCUGGAACUCCUCAUGUAGUUCAUGCUUCAUGUAGUUCUCGGUAAGAACCUGGUCCUUCGCCGUACGCUUAGAGUUAAAAUCUUGAUUCAUGUGAAGCACAAGAAAAUACAAUAUACAUAAAUGCUCCUCUAUGUUCUCAAUUUCGUUCCGGUGAAAACGAUUGUUCAAAUUUUCUUCUAAUAUCCUAUUUACAAGUUAGUAAGUUGGUCAGUUUUUCGUACGGUUCUUCUUGGUGUUAAAUUUUUUCGUUGAACUUCUUACGAUGUCAUGCCAAACUGUAUGUCAAACUGAUACAUAAAUUAUUGAAUGGUCUUCUGUGAGACUCUGACGUUGAAAAUCUAAGUUAAAGCGGUUUUUGUGAAGCAAAUUUACCUAACGCGCUUUUGAAAUGUUGCAGGACGUAUGCGAAGCGCGUUUUAAAGUGAAUCGACCCUUAUGAUCAACACAGAACGCCUAAUGAUUUUAUUUUGUGAUCUUUUAGCAACAUGGGUUGAAUUUCAAGUUGAUCGGUUGAAUCUCAAAAACAAGCACUGGCAGGAAAUCUGCGACAAAAACUGCAACUUAUCCUACGCAAUAUCACCGCACCUGACCCCUAAACAUACAGGCGAAAACUAACACGAUGAGUUUACGAGCAAAGUUGAUCGCAUUACUUUUAAAAAGACAAAAGCAGGUUAAGUGUUGAUAUAACUACGUUAAAAACUAAGUUCUGGAAAAUCAAUUUGUUUGACCGACGUUAAAUUACCAGACUAUUGAUCUUGCGCUUGAUGUAAAAACACAGCAAAUUUUGCAGAGAGUUUUUGAGUUUUUCUACCAGUGGGUUCGAUUCAUACACUGUUUUAGAAUUUUUAUCUGAAACCUGUGUUGUCUUGAUCUCAAAUAGAAAAAUUUUUAAUCCCUGAAAAUUUGCUUCAACAUUUUUAAUAUUGAGAGCAAAUCUAGUAUAAAUUGUCUAAUGACGAGUUUUUUGAUUUGAUCAAAACGACCACAAUUUUCUAAUUUCAAGCAAAAGACACAAGAAACAAAGGUUUACUAAAUUAUGUUGAUCAACGCAGUCAGGCAAUGUAAAACAUCAACAUCGAAUUUAUUGCACCAACAUUUGACGGUUUCGGUUUGUCAGUCCAUUGGCCAGUCGAGUCGCAUAGGAAUAAAUUCGCGGCGGUUAAUUCUCUCACUCUAACAGCACAUAUGCUGUUGGGCUGGUGCUUGACAGUCUGAAUAGCUGCACUUGAAGAGACUUCAGCCAAAUCGAGUUCACAUGACACUUGAAUAGGCAUCACUCCACGCGCACUCACUCUAAAGUCGCACUGACCCAAUAAUUCAAGCGGCCUCGGUCCAACCACAUUCACUCGACACCUAAACAGACCUCACCUAAAUCUCAUUUACUCAUAACUUGACUAGGCAUCAGUCCAAUUGCACUGGCUUGGCAUCUGAUAAGUCAAAUCGCAAGUCAAAUUGCACUCACUUGACACCUGGAUUACUCGCAGGUUCUCUGAAAUGUAACUCGGGAUGCCUGUAUGUAGGCUUCUGAUCCCAAAUAUACGUUCCCGAUUCUGUAUCAAGGCCUUCAAUCCUGUAAGCAGGCCGUCGAUCCGAUGCAGUGUAGUUGAAACCUGGAACUUAUCACACAAGUUCUUACUGAAUCGCAUUCACUCGAUACCUGAUUAGGCCUAAGACCGAUCGUAUUGACUCGACAUCUGAAUAGACCUCAGUCCGUUUGCAUCCUUUUGAUACAUUAUUAGGUGUCAAACUCUUUUAUCUGCAAACUGGGAUACUUUUUUGCACGCUUCCGAUCCCGUAUGUCAGCCUCCAAUCUUGUAUUAAGGCCUCUGAUUUUGUAUAUAGGCCGCCAAUCCAGUCCCAGUGUGAUUGAAGCUUAUUUUUUAUCAGAUAAAUUCCUACUUAAUCGCACUCACUCGACACCUAAAUACAUCCAAUAGCAAUCAUUCGACACCCGAGUAUGCUUCAAUCCGACCGCACUCACUCGAUAUGAUUUUGAGGGUGGCCCAGUUUAUUAGCAAUACUGAUCAUUUUCCAUUUUUUUCAAAAGUUUAUUAAGUCGAUACAAUUUUUUAGGCACGCUCGAUGUCUAAGCAUAGGUGCUUUAUAAGUUCGUUCCGCCUCCAACUUAGAGUGUUAUGCAUGGGUAUGAGAUAGCAUAGAAGUUUUUCCUUGCUUGUGUUCGGGAUCAAUUAAUAACGAAAAUUUCACCUCACAUGGUUCAUAGGAGUAGUGUUUAUUUGUCACCGAUUCUUAUAUGAAAUCGGAUUGUCGCUAUAGUGACCUUCCUUCAAUUCUGUGAUGAAGAGUUCGUCCAUCCAAUUCUAUAAUUAUUUCGGGAGUGUAGCUAUCUUCGUUAAUUUGUUGUUUUGCAGCUUUUUCCCAAAACUCGGGGGUAUAAAAAGUUCAUUGGUAACCAUAUCCAUAUUGUGAUUGAUGAAAGAAUGUUUGCAUAUUCCCCAGUUGCAACAAAUCGGAAAUAAUUAAGCAAAAUGUUCAUAUAGGCAUUCACAUAGGCUCCUUAGGACUGUUGGAAAACGACUAUGGUACUAUCUGAUGUGUAAAUGCUUUCUGUGCUAUCUUUUCAAGGUACUACUUGAUUGACCGCAUGUUUUCUGUUCUUUUGUAUUGCUUAACAGUCGUAAUGGGUGAACUUUAGCGAGAUUCAUACGGAGACACAAUAAAGUACAGACAAGAACAAAUGCGUUCCUGAUGUGUCGUUGUGGGUGGCUAAAAGUUAGCAGUAACAAUUUUUCGUUUUUUCGUUGUGAGAACUUCCAUUUUUACCAAUAUAUUUUCGAAAUUAUUUGAUUUACGAGAUUAUUUGGAAAAUGUAUAUCAAGAUUUUUUUUCGGGAAACAAUGUAUGUUUGUAGAACGAGUCAGUUUUAACGGUCCGCUUAUGUUCGCUUUUUUGUUCGCAUAAGUUUCUCAUAAUUUUUUAAUGGUUAUUGCUUAAAUAUAAUCAUUAUCUUACUUGAUUGCGUUGUCAUCAAUACGGAAGUUUUCGACUAAGUAGUUUCUGUGGGUUAAUUGAACGCUAGUAUCGGACUUUCUUGAACUUCAAAGUUUAGGACAUCAAAAAAAUAAAGGCCGUGUUGUUGGUUGUUAUUGUAUCAAGUUACUGGAAGUACUUGUAAUUUCAAUGUAAAGUAUUAUACAUUUACUUAGUAGUGUUUCUUUCCGUUUGAUGAUGGAUUCAUGGGUCCAAUAUGGUUAAUGUGUAUUAUUGGAAUGGGAAAGAUUAAGGUUUGCCGAAUUUUGUCCUGAUGCUUCGCUGGAUCGUGACGUUUUUUGAAAACUUUUUGACAGUCAAGACAUCCUGCUAUGAGUAGUGUUUUUCAUUUAUCUUUUUUGACCAAACUUGGUGACAUUGUCACAAAUGUUUCUAAUUCUCUUUUUUUUCCGAGUUAUAAAUCUUGUCCUAUCACUGCAAAGUUUUGAAACCAGCCAUAAAUGAUGAUGCGGCUUUAGAUUGUCUAUGGUGAAAUUUUUCUCGCACGCAUCUUCAUUGUUUUCUUUGAGAAUAUGUUUCAAUUUUUCUUGGAGAAUAUGUUUUAAUUUUUAAAAAAUUGGUUCAGUUUUUAGUUUCUUCUGGAUUACUUCUGAGCUCAGAUCCAUUGGUUUUGCUUCCCCGUUGAGUUUGUUCCAAACUUGAGAAAAUUUAUUUUUUUUAGAACAUCUAUAGGUUUGGAUGGCAGGGGCUUAGCAAACUUUUCUUUUGAAACUUGUUCGUGUUGUUGUUUGCGUGUUGCUAUUUCGUCAGUUACCGAAAAAUUCCGACAUCAUCUUCGUCUUUCUGGUUUCUAAAAGAGACUACGCUUUGUUUUUAUCUAAAAUAUAGUGUGAUUAGUGGUACUCUUUUAAUUGGGUUGGCUUGUUGUCUAAGUCAAACGUUAACUUCGAAUGAUAUUGGUCUGCUUUUUUCUCACUAACGCUAGUCGGAGGCGUUUUUUUAUAUAUCAUCUCAAUUUAGUUUUUUGAUGAUCGGAUGAUCCUUGCAAAAAAAAACAAUCGCAUUUAUUGGUCAGAAAACAAUUUAGAUCUUCUUCAUUCCCAAUUUACACUUUGGUUGUUUUUUCUUUACUUUGAUUUAUAUAAAUUUAGGUUGUUCCUGACACAGUUUUUUUUGAUGAUGGAAAAAUUUGCCGCAUCGUCUUAUAUCAAUAUCAUGCGCACUGAAGUAUUUUUCUUCGUUACCACCCCCACGUAAAAAAUGAUCUUUCGCGAUUUUUCAAAUAUCUUAUUUGUGUUUACCAUGAUAUGUUAUAGUCACGUUUCUGUUUAGUAUAUCUAAAAAAGCUAGAUUUUUUCCAUUCUGUCUAAAUAAAUAUCAGGUUUUGAUAGUGAGAAAAGCUGAUUGAAGAUCUGUCGUGUUCAAAUUUACCUUGACUAAAGAUUCGACUGUCAUAGAACUCACAUUACAAUGGGCUGAGCAAUUGAGUCCUUAAAGCUUGUAGUUCCCUAAAAUUUGAAAAAAAUCAGCUUUGCUUCGUUGAGCAAAUCGCUUAUUGUAAAACCUCAUCGAGAACUUGUUUUCUAAAUACAGCUGCUGACAAUGGCCGAUAGAUUAGCAGCAUGUGGAAUAUUUCAGCUGCUAAUCAGAUAGAUUUUUGCAUUGACACUGUCUCAGGAAAAUUCCAUGCGCUACGCUAUAAUGCUAGAUCCGAGAUGAUCGAUAUAUGAUAGUGCAUCCGAGGAAAAUUAGAUCAACUAGCGUCAACAAAUCUGUAAUCGAACUAGAAUCAUUGAUACUGAUGAUCUAGCUACACCAUACUUUCAUUUUGAGAUAUUCUCCGAAUUUUCGGUUAAUUUAUUUCUAACAGCGGUUUUUCUGUUAAAAGCUGAUAAGUUAACAA
This is a messenger RNA of Symsagittifera roscoffensis, 11852 nucleotides long. RefSeq lists its product as uncharacterized. NCBI's taxonomy places the organism in Eukaryota, Metazoa, Xenacoelomorpha, Acoela, Convolutidae. The record is from RefSeq and is a predicted model, not a curated record. The transcript has 2 exons. The coding region runs from base 242 to 2857 and encodes 871 amino acids.